UUUGGUACCAUAUCAGGUCACCCCAAGACCAGAGCUUUCAUCACCCAUGGUGGGACAAACGGGAUUUACGAGGCCAUCUACCACGGUGUUCCCAUGGUGGGUAUCCCCAUGUUCGGCGACCAGCCCGAGAAUAUGAUCCAUAUGAAGGAAAAGGGAGCUGCAAUCAUUGUUGACCUCAAGUCCAUGAAGACUGAGGACCUUAGAGAUGCAAUCAAUGCUGUCAUCAAUGAGAAAAAGUACAAGGAAAAUGCUUUGCGGCUUUCCAGUAUCCACCAUGACAGACCCACGAGUCCUCGGGAUGAGGCAGUAUUCUGGAUCGAGUUCACUAUGAGAAACAAAGGAGCCAAGCACCUGAGGGUCCAGGCCCAUGAGCUCACCUGGUACCAGUAUCACAGCCUGGAUGUCCUGGCCUUCCUCCUUGCCGUUGUCCUCCUCCUCAUACUCCUUUUUAUCAAGACCUGCAGUUUCUGCUUCCAGUGGUGCAGGAUGUUUGUGACACUCCUGCUUUACUUCAAUGGUACCUAAUAAGGUGGCAUAAUAUGCUAACAAGGAACAAGGAUUUUGUUGUUUCACUUGUUUUGUCACAAUAAACCUGAAGUUGCACAGCUAACCUCUGACCAAACACCCUGCAUUUGGACCUUUGUUAAUAGUAACCUUUUUUUUAGUAAUUAGCAAAACUGCUCACAGCUGCACACUAUUUUGCAUGCUUACACCUGAGGCCAAUUUGACAUUAAAAGUUGAAUGUUUAUUGGAUGGUGUGAGUUUGGAGAACAACAAUAAAACAAAGUGAGUACAGAAAUGCUGAAACUAUGUUCAGAUGGGGGAAUCUUGAAUUCUAAUGAAACCACCAUCACAAACACAGCCACUGGAGGCUUUAGCUGAGUUUGGUACUUAACACAAGGGUGAUCUUAAAAACCCUG
This is a messenger RNA of Monopterus albus (swamp eel), 920 nucleotides long. RefSeq names its product UDP-glucuronosyltransferase 2A1-like. The transcript has 3 exons. NCBI's taxonomy places the organism in Eukaryota, Metazoa, Chordata, Actinopteri, Synbranchiformes, Synbranchidae. Gene Ontology annotation, molecular function: glucuronosyltransferase activity. The record is from RefSeq and is a predicted model, not a curated record. The coding region runs from base 94 to 525 and encodes 143 amino acids.